AUGAAGGCAAAAGCGUCAAUUGCCACAGCCUUAUUGGCAUCUUCCGCUUUGGGUGGAGCCUCAGCCGAUGCAGUCGCGGUUCGUCAGCAUCUAUACGCAACCUAUCCCAGUCUGACCGUCUGGGAUCCUCUCAGCUCCUAUGGCGCAGAGACUAGCUCAAAUAGAGACAAAUACACUUCCGCUCUUCAAGGGUAUUGGAACGCAGUGAACGCCCGGAAUCGUCCUGCUACCAAUGGUGGUGUACUGAUCUCCUUCAACGAAAACCUCUCUUCGGUGACUCGCUCGGCCGAUGGGGAGAGCUUCAAAGUCGGCCCAGGUGCUCGAUUGGGCGACGUAUACGAGGUAACUGCCAAAACAAAUCAAGUGGUGGUUGGAGGGCGCGUGGCCAAUAUUGGAGGAUUGCCGUGCGAUAAUGUGCUCAACUUCCAAGUAGUGUUGGGCAACGGGACCAUCGUCGAUGCGAAUCGCAUUUCUCAUUCGGAUCUCUGGUGGGCAUUGCGAGGAGGCGGCAACCGGUUCGGCAUCGUCACCAAGUUCACGUUGCAAGCCGAUGACCUCGGCGACAAUGGACAGGUCUGCGGAGGUAUCCGAUCAUACUCCGCCGACAAGCGACAAGUAUUCAAGGCCCUGUCUACCUUUAUCCGGGAUUACCCAGAUGCCAAAGCCGCAGUUAUUCCAACCUUUAGCUUUGGGUCGCCAGGCUCAAAUCCGACGAUAGUCUUCUUCUAUAAUGGUUCAACGCCUCCCGCAAACGCAUUCUCCGGGCUGGAGGAUGUCGAGCCAAUCCUAGACACCACAGCGACAACGACCUAUGUCAAUAUAACCAACCAAACGGGGGGGCUAGGCCAAAUGGAUUCAGCGCGAGUGCUCGGGUGA
This is a messenger RNA of Aspergillus fischeri NRRL 181, 876 nucleotides long. RefSeq names its product FAD-binding oxidoreductase. Gene Ontology annotation, molecular function: FAD binding. NCBI's taxonomy places the organism in Eukaryota, Fungi, Ascomycota, Eurotiomycetes, Eurotiales, Aspergillaceae. Bases 1 to 876 code for a protein of 291 amino acids. The transcript has 3 exons. The record is from RefSeq and is a predicted model, not a curated record.